This is a messenger RNA of Sinocyclocheilus grahami, 904 nucleotides long. Its product is annotated as pyroglutamylated RFamide peptide receptor-like. The record is from RefSeq and is a predicted model, not a curated record. Lineage: Eukaryota; Metazoa; Chordata; Actinopteri; Cypriniformes; Cyprinidae. The transcript has 4 exons. Gene Ontology annotation, molecular function: G protein-coupled receptor activity; peptide binding. Gene Ontology annotation, biological process: cellular response to hormone stimulus; G protein-coupled receptor signaling pathway. Gene Ontology annotation, cellular component: plasma membrane. Bases 1 to 633 code for a protein of 210 amino acids.
AUGAACGUCUUGGAUGACAUGGAGGAGAGGGUUCUAGUAUGCAAGACCGUUCCUUUUGUACAGACUACUGCCAUCGUCACCGGCAUCCUCACCAUGACCUGCAUCGCUAUCGAGAGAUACCAGGGCAUCGUCUAUCCGCUCAAAAUGAAGAGGCAGUGCACGCCCAAACGAGCCUACAAAAUGCUAGGGCUGGUGUGGAUCGCUGCUGUCAUGGUCGGAUCACCGAUGCUGUUCGUGCAACAGCUAGAGGCGAACGAGCUGGAGAAGAACUACGACGAGGUCACGGUGAACAUGAUCAUCGCUGUGGUGCAGGCCAUCGGCUUCUCCAACUCCUUCAACAACCCCAUCGUCUACGCCUUCAUGAACGAGAACUUCAAGAAGAACUGCGUGGCCACUCUUUCUGCGUACCUGCGGCGUCCCGUCCAGCAGAGCGGCGCCGGUCAGCGGCCCAACCUCAGCGUGCACUUCUCCAAACACCUCAAAACCAGCGGGAACAACGCCAACCUGCACACGCAUCAGAACCGAGUGCUGUCCUCGUCUCACGGAGAUCUGGAGAUAUCGACGGCGUUCAGCGAGCAGAAAGUCAAAACCGCAAACUCUCAGCUUCCGUCGAGCAGCUCCUGUGUGAAAUAAACUCAGUGCAGGCAGAUGAGAACUUUACUGCGAUCGGUUGGCAACAAACGCAGCCUGAAGAUCAUCAACACUGCUGUCGAGGAGUUCAGGAUAUCGAGUCCGUGAUGGGAGACGCAGAUCGAGAGAAAGACGUCGUAGCGGUUCACGUGCAGCGCAGUGGAAAUACAGCAGACUGACCUCACUUCAAGAGCGUGAAGAUCAUCAUUCUGUCAUCACUUACUCACAAUCACGUUCAAAACACGGAUACGGUUGUUUUUUCUGUGGAACACAA